Molecule: messenger RNA, 348 nt
Organism: Linum trigynum
Lineage: Eukaryota; Viridiplantae; Streptophyta; Magnoliopsida; Malpighiales; Linaceae
Source: the annotation of a GenBank genome assembly
AUGUGUCGCCGUCGAUUCGUUAUCGAAGAGCUGAAGCAGAGGUUCGAUCUUUCCAGAUAUGAGCACGUGGACUGGAGAAGGACAACUCAAUCUUUCCAGAUCUGGUGGGAGUGGCAGGAGCGAGGGGAGGGCUACAACGAGAUGGCGGCGGGAUGGUUGUCGCCUCACCCAUCUCCUCUUUCUUCUUGCCGCCGCGCUGAUUCGGGACUCGGAAAAGGACACCAAUCAGGUUGGGGAAGCUCGAGAUGGCGGAGGAACUAUCGUGUCGGCCGGAGAUCUGGAUAUGGAUUGAGAGAGGAAGGCGACAUCAAGCGGUGGGCGGCGAUUGGAGUAGGGUUGGGUAGAUGA